CUGGCCAGGUGAAGUGAAAACUUGGCAAAAUUUUAAAUAUAAAGCGCCGCUUUUUCGUCCAAGAUCAUUUAAAAUUUUCUCGCUUCCCAGAUAAGAUUCGCGUUUUUUUUUCUCUCUCUGCAAAAAAGGCUUUAUUCAAAAUAGUUCAAGUUAAAAUAGUUCUUACUUUGAGAAUUUUUCUCAAAUUAAAACAAAAGAGCUUACACAUUAAUAAAAAGUAGUUAUUUUCUUGUGAUUGAAAUUUAAAAAAAUAAAAGAAUAAAAAAAAAAGUUACUUACCAACCGUGCAUUAUGUUGGUCUAUCGAAGUUUAUCAUUGGCAGUUGUGAUUUCAUAUUACACAAGCGUAGUGUUAGCGGCAGUGCAGCUAACCCACCUGUCAACCGUCUACCUACCUGGACCAAACAAAACAGAGAACAACGGCUUCACGCUCGAUACAGGCACCGUGGAACAGAUGAGCUAUGACGUCGACAGCAAACUCAUCUACGUUGUAGGCACGAACAUCCUUCAUGUUGUGAACGGUUCAAAUCCCAAGAGUCUGGUACAAGUCCAUGAGAUGGUUGUACCUGACAGUGACAUGACGGAUGUCGAGGUUUGUGGCGGGUACGUCUUCGUGACGGUCGACAACACAGCCGACAGAGGUCAAGGUCAGCUCAGGGUUUACAGGAGGUACUCACGGUCCCGGCGUGCCCUGAAACUGGUCAGCACAGUUGUGGUGGGAACAAUACCUGACAUGCUACAAGUCAGGCCUGACUGUCGAACUGUCAUUAUAGCGUUGGAGGCUGAGGCGUACGAGAGUAAAGGUCAACUACAGGAUCCUAAAGGCGCCGUCGUCAUCAUCCACUUCCCGGAAGGUGUCGAAGGUAAAGUCCGGCCUCAGGUGAAAACUCUGGACUUCACCGACUACAACAACAGGUACCAUGAGCUGCUGCCGUCCGGCAUCCGGUUCGUCUACCGUGAAAACAACAACACGUUCAGUGCUGAUGUGGAACCCGAGUAUGUUGCCAUUGACGAGACCGGUAACAAGGCCUACGUUGUUCUACAGGAGAAUAACGGUGUAGCUGAGAUAGACCUGGUCACAGAAACCAUAACGGCCAUUCAUGGCCUGGGCUACAAGCAGUGGGGGAAUCUGGACACCAGUGAUAAAGACGCUGGUAUCGAGAUCACUUACUGGCCAAUCAGGGCGUGGUUUCUGCCAGAUGCCAUCAAAUUCCACCAAUGGAGGGGCAGGAAAUUGAUCUUCACGGCCAACGAAGGCGACACGAAAAAAUAUUUAGAUUUCGGUUUUGACGAGACGCAGCGAGGAGCGAAAUUCCAGGAAUCUGAUCUGGGGAGUGACAUUCCAUUCAUCAUGAAAGAUGCAUUAAAAGACAAUUCAAGGCUUGGCAGACUGAAGUUCUCCAAGCUGGACGGCCGUGAUGAGAAGGGCCGCUACCAGAGCCUGUACGCCUUUGGUGGGCGGAGCUUCAGCAUCUGGGACGCCGAGAACAGCCUCCAGAGGAUCUACGACAGCGGCAGCAGCAUCGAGGAGACGACGGCGCUCUACUGCCCUCACGUCUUCAACACGGACGGCGAUCACGUCGACGAUAGGUCAGAUGACAAGGGCCCACAGCCAGAAGGUCUGACCGUUGGGGAGAUAGGUGACCGCUUGUACAUCUUCGUCGGCAACGAAAGCCCAGGUACCAUCAGCGUCUACAGCAUAGGCAGUGACGUCACACAGCCCAGGUUUGAGAGCAUCUUCUGCGAGGGUAUCCCCAACGACAGCCGGAACAUGACGGAGAAAUACAGGGCACGUCAGUUGUAUGCGGUGGACCCAGAGGACAUCAGGUUUUACAGUGGUGCCGACAACCCCACCGGCUCCCCCAUCCUCAUGGUGUCGGGGUCUACCUCAGGGACCGUCACCAUCCUCAAGAUCAACGUCGAUGAGCAUGCGCAGAUACUCUCUGCCGAAAGUCCCGCCAAUUCAGCAGACGUGAAGCAUACGCAAACUAACGGUGAACACAACGACAGUGCUUUACUGCGUAAGUUUGUUCAAAGAGUUCAACUAUCCUGGCUUGCCUUCUGGUAUUAUUGAGGUGGUUUUGAGAUGAAGGUAUACAGGUUCAAUGUCUUAAGGUUGUUUCUAUUUGCUUUCAAAAAGAUUUUGUGAUAGUAUUGGGCGUAGAUGGAUAUGUUAUUUAAGAUGUGUGCGUGUUGUGUGUUAAAUGAAAUGAUUCUUUGUUAUAAAGCGUGUUUGUGUACACCUUAAAAAAUUGUACUGAUGUAUUAACUGACAAAAUAAUAACAAGUAUCUAUUUAUUAUAUUUGAAUAUGUAUAUGAAAUACAUUAUGUUGUUCAUAUGUUAAUAUGU
Molecule: messenger RNA, 2350 nt
Organism: Physella acuta
Lineage: Eukaryota; Metazoa; Mollusca; Gastropoda; Physidae
Molecular function (GO): protein binding
Source: RefSeq, a predicted model, not a curated record